This is a messenger RNA of Sinocyclocheilus anshuiensis, 1804 nucleotides long. Its product is annotated as AP-2 complex subunit mu-B. Gene Ontology annotation, biological process: intracellular protein transport; vesicle-mediated transport. The transcript is spliced from 13 exons. Bases 266 to 1591 code for a protein of 441 amino acids. Lineage: Eukaryota; Metazoa; Chordata; Actinopteri; Cypriniformes; Cyprinidae. The record is from RefSeq and is a predicted model, not a curated record. Gene Ontology annotation, cellular component: clathrin adaptor complex.
AAACCGACCGAGUCUGAGUCGUGUGUGCUGUGCGCGCGUGCGUGUCAGCUGACGGCUGCAGAGGGAGCGGCGGCGGCGCCAUCUUGGAUUCAUGAGUGAACGGUGACCGCAGCCUAAAACACCGAAUACCCGGAAUAACACAGAAUAACACUGCUUCGGUCAGAAGCGGACACAGCUGCCUCUGCUGAGCCGGUCCGGAGGGACACAGAGACUGACACGCAGAGUUUUCCAGCAUGGCCCGUGAACACUGAGUGAGACCACCACCAUGAUCGGAGGACUCUUCAUCUACAACCACAAGGGCGAGGUGCUGAUCUCCCGUGUCUACCGUGAUGACAUCGGGAGGAAUGCGGUGGAUGCGUUCCGCGUGAACGUGAUCCACGCUCGCCAGCAGGUACGCUCACCCGUCAACAACAUCGCCCGCACCAGCUUCUUCCACGUCAAGCGCUCCAACAUCUGGCUGGCUGCCGUUACCAAGCAGAAUGUCAACGCAGCCAUGGUGUUUGAGUUCCUCUAUAAGAUGUGUGACGUCAUGACUGCCUAUUUCGGCAAGAUCAGCGAGGAGAACAUCAAGAACAACUUUGUGUUGAUCUACGAGCUUCUCGAUGAAAUCCUGGAUUUUGGGUACCCCCAGAACUCUGAGACCGGAGCAUUGAAGACCUUCAUUACUCAACAGGGUAUUAAGAGCCAGCAUCAUACGAAAGAGGAGCAGUCUCAGAUUACCAGUCAGGUCACCGGACAGAUCGGCUGGAGACGUGAGGGCAUCAAAUAUCGCCGCAACGAACUCUUCCUGGAUGUACUGGAAAGUGUGAACUUGCUGAUGUCACCGCAGGGUCAGGUGUUGAGUGCACAUGUCUCAGGGCGUGUGGUGAUGAAGAGCUACCUAAGCGGAAUGCCAGAGUGCAAGUUCGGCAUGAAUGACAAGAUUGUCAUCGAUAAGCAGGGCAAAGGUGGCACGACUGAUGACUCAGGCAAAAGUGAGUUGGGGGGCAGUGGGAAACAGUCCAUUGCGAUCGAUGACUGCACGUUCCACCAGUGUGUCCGUCUCAGCAAGUUUGACUCGGAGCGCAGUAUUAGCUUCAUCCCUCCCGAUGGAGAGUAUGAGCUUAUGAGGUACCGUACCACUAAAGACAUCAUCCUCCCCUUCCGCGUCAUCCCAUUGGUCCGUGAGGUGGGCCGCACCAAGCUGGAGGUAAAGGUGGUGAUCAAGUCCAACUUCAAGCCCUCCCUGCUGGCACAGAAGAUAGAGGUUCACAUUCCUACUCCACUCAACACCAGUGGGGUUCAAGUUAUCUGUAUGAAGGGAAAAGCCAAGUACAAAGCCAGUGAGAACGCCAUUGUUUGGAAGAUCAAGCGAAUGGCUGGUAUGAAGGAAUCUCAGAUCAGUGCCGAGAUUGAGCUGCUACCCACUAAUGACAAAAAGAAGUGGGCUCGCCCACCCAUCUCCAUGAACUUUGAGGUACCAUUUGCUCCGUCAGGACUGAAAGUGCGCUACCUGAAGGUCUUCGAGCCAAAGCUCAAUUACAGCGAUCACGAUGUCAUCAAAUGGGUGCGUUACAUUGGCCGCAGCGGCAUCUAUGAGACCCGCUGCUAACAGCAGCCCUUCUGUGAGGAGGGGGGAGGAGACGCAGACAAAUAAAUGGGCGGGAUGAACAGAGGACGAAGAGAAUGGAGUUAUUCAUUGUCUCGCUCUCCCCUCCCUUCCUCAACUUUUUAUACGGGGCUCUGUUCACACCGAAAACAUCAACAAAGGGAAACCCAAAAAGAACAUCCAAAACAUCAUGAAUUCAAACAAGUGUGCCCUUCA